This is a messenger RNA of Scylla paramamosain (green mud crab), 1947 nucleotides long. RefSeq lists its product as uncharacterized. Lineage: Eukaryota; Metazoa; Arthropoda; Malacostraca; Decapoda; Portunidae. The record is from RefSeq and is a predicted model, not a curated record. Bases 184 to 1467 code for a protein of 427 amino acids. The transcript has 8 exons.
UGUGUCCUUGCUUAUCGUAAGACGCAUGCAUGCGCUUCGGGUGAGCAUACAGGGCGGCGUUCUAUAGUGGUAACGUGGAAGCGACGCAUCGACGAAGUGCUAGCGCUGAGAAACUUGAGCUCCCUUUUUAAAUUCCAGAGUGUACGUAGAAGAAGGACAAGCGAAAGGAGUGGUCAAGACAAGAUGCUUUCGAAGUACAGGAAGUGCUAUCUCUACCUGGUGAUCGGGGUCCUCUUGGCUUUGUCUCUCCAUUACAUCCCCCCGAGAGUCAUUCCGACCACGCUCCAAGCUGUCGCCAGGGAGGGUGCCUUCCUUACUGAGCCUAAGCUACUUCAAAGCCAAGUCCGGGGCGACUCGGAUCACUCAGUCCAAGAACAGCCAGUAAAUUCAGGCCAAGAACACACAAGCCAAGACCACGGACACUCCAGAAGACUGGAGGUGAUGCCUGUCAUGGGCACCCAGCUCACCAAUGCCUCACGCGCCACGAUACUCGACUGUGCCAAGGGGGAACCUCGAGACAGUAAACCAGCUGCCGGAGAGACACCGGGGCCUCUACACGAGUGUUCGGUGGAGGUGGAGUUGAGUCCGUGCUCGUGCAAGCGGACCAUCACAGUUCGCCUGCCUGAGCCGUGUUUCAGCACCUCCCCUGGGCGUCUCCUGCAACACAUCAAGGACAGUCUCGGGGAGUCAGCGUGCAGUGACAUCGCUACUCUCAGAGGCGCGGGACAAAAGGUCGUGAGCUACUCCGUGGGCGGCCUUAAGUCUGCCGAUUACGUCUUUGGAGCACAGCAGCUAGUGCCACGUGUUGCAGAGAUGUACCCAGGCUGGAUCAUGAGGUUAUACACUGACGCCUCCACCGACCCUUACACUUGGGUGUGUCCCUUCGUCUGCACCAACCCCCACCUGGACGUGUGUGACGCCGCUCAGUUGCCAGGUCUGGGUAACGUGAGCCGCUCCCACCCAAGGAUGUGGAGGUUUGCCACAAUGGGGGACCCACUGGUGCGUCUGUACUUGAUGCGUGACGCGGACGCGCCCUUGGUGCAGCGUGAGGUGGACGCCGUGAACCACUGGCUCCAGGCAGGCACGUGCUACCAUGUGAUGCGGGAUCAUCCUUACCACGGGGUCUCCAUGCUGGCGGGGAUGUGGGGAGGCUGCCUGGACAAAUGGAAUCCGAAAGAGAAUGUGUUGAGGACCCGUGCCAUAUCACUCUGUAGCACCUCCACUAAAGUUAAUGACCAGGCUGUCUUAUGGAGGGAGCUGUGGCCCGUGGCUCGCCGUAACGCAACAGUUCAUGACGCUUACACCUGCAGGAGCUUCCCAGGUUCCCUGCCCUUCCCGUCACGGAGGUUCAAUUUCACUUUUGUAGGAAUGAGGUUGUACAGGAAACGUUACAGGAAUGAUAAGGUCCCAAAGAGAUGUCCCGCGGCCUGUAGGCCCAAGGAACACCAGGAUUGGCUGUAUUGCUGAUGGUCACCCAGGUCACCACCAGCAUGUGCAGACGACCAGCCCUGAUCAACAGACCUUUCUUUUGGGACUGGUUCAUUAGUAGACACACUCGACAGGCAAAGCAGCAAAAUGCCCGAGUCUGUGUUUAGCAAAACCAGCAGGCAGCACCUGCUCACUUGAGCCAGGCAUUGGAGCUACAAAGCUGUCAAGACAUCUCCUCCAUUUAGCUGUUGAUUCCGUGAUGUUUUCUUGUUUACCUUUAUACAAACAGCCAUAAUCAUCUUACACAACACUGCUUUCUUCUCAGUAGCACUUGGCACCGUGUUUAUCGUGCCACUCUCGGCAUUGCUGUUUGUAAGAGUGUGGGGUUUGUUUUGCCCCAAUUUAUAGCAAAGUAUUAAACAAACCUUAACUUUUCAGAUCAUAUCUGAUCACUAUGGCAACAUUAUGUUUAUUAUAUUGUCACCAUUGACAAUUUCAUGGCACAGAUAAAUAAAUAUG